Molecule: messenger RNA, 1031 nt
Organism: Prorocentrum cordatum
Lineage: Eukaryota; Dinophyceae; Prorocentrales; Prorocentraceae
Source: the annotation of a GenBank genome assembly
AUGGAGGGCUCCCGGGUCGCCCCGGGCGACUACGUGCCGGUAUCCGCCGGGCACCAGCAGGCUUUGCUGGGCGAGCUGGCGGAGCCAGGGCGCGGGGUGGUGCACCUCGCUUGCAACACCGAGGCGCCGUUCCGGGUCGUCUUCUCCCACAGCGAGGGCCCCACGCGCGGGCGCGCCGAGGUGCUGUGCUUCGUGGUCGGCAAGCGCCGGAACUCGGUCUCCACCGUGGGCUUCGGGAACCCGUACCAGCCGAAGAAGCAGCACCUCGAGUGCACGUACGAGGAGGACGCUCGGCUCAGCCCACAGCAGGCCACCCGCGACUUCUGGUUCCUCGUGGACGCCAGCCGCGGUCUCAUCGCCUUCGGUGCGGGCGCGCCGAUGGCGGAGACCUGCCGUGCGCUGGUGCCGCUGAGCCCCGCCGACUGGGCCAAGCGGGAGCUCAUCGCCCAGCUCCGGUACGUCUAUGCAGCUAGAGCGGCAGGCGGAUCACGGGCGUGGUGUUCCGAUCCCUGCGGCCGCCCACGGACCUGGCGCUGCGGGCCGCCGUGGACUCCCGCGGGGUGCCCCUCCCGAGGCCCCAGUGCGCGGUGGUGCACUUCCUCCGCGAGGGCAGGCAGCGGGAGUUGCUGGAGAGAGCCCAGCAGGUGGUCCUGGACUCCCCGCUGCGGGGCAACUUCGUGGGAGCGCAGGAUCUGUUCGUCCCGCUGCACGAGCCACUCGACGAGCUGCAGAGGAGUGCGUACUUUGAGGGGCUGGGCUGGCCAGCGCUGUGCCAGCAGCUCAGCGAACGGCUCGCGCUGGUGCUCUCCUCGGCGCCCUGGACCGUGUUCGCUCUCAAGAUCAGGAAGGUCGAGAUCGACCGCAUCCUCCUGGAGCCCGCCACGCGGGAGACCAAGAAGGCGCUGGACGCCUACCGCGCUGGCGUGGCGGCCGCGACGCAGGCGCCCCUGGACAGGUUCGGGGAGCUCAGUCUGCAGCUGGCCCUGCCUAUCGGAGGUCGGGACCUGCACGCGACCGCCAGCGCCCGCCAG